AUGGCUGAAUUAUUAAACCGUAAAAUUUUAUUUGGUGGUAAAUGUAUUCGUGGUUUUACAACAGGUAGAACAAAUCAUCCGAUAUGUGAAGAAGCUGAUGUGUUUCACAAUAGGAUUCGCACGAUAAUUCUUGAUAACGAUUUUAUAAGUGAAAAUUGUACGAAAGGUCAUGACUGGGCAAUUAUUGAGGUUGAACAACCAUUCGUAUUUACGGAUAAAGUACGACCAAUAUGUUUACCAUUAAAGAAUGAAAAAUUGCAAAAUAUUUUAAUGAUCUUUGGUUGGGGACGAAAAAAUUCAUUCUCUGAUGGUAGUCCGUUAAUUCAUGAAACACCGAUGCAACUUGAUGUAAAUUGUCAAGCAACAGUAAGUGACACGAUGCCAACAAAAGUAGAUGAUUACAUUUGUAUGAAAUCAUUAAAUCCCAAAUAUAUCGAUACACCACGUAUUUGCUAUGGUGAUAGUGGUAGUGGUAUGCAACAAAUUAAUGAUGAUGGAAUUGCAACAGUAGUUGGUAUUACAUCAUAUGGUUUAAAAGGUUGUCCACCAAAUGAACUUGCUCGAUUCACACGUGUUGAUUAUUAUCUUGAUGAAAUAUGUCAAAUAACUGGUAUUUGUUAUACCAUACAAAAUUCAACGAUAUUUUAA
This is a messenger RNA of Loa loa (African eye worm), 648 nucleotides long. RefSeq lists its product as hypothetical. The transcript is spliced from 4 exons. Lineage: Eukaryota; Metazoa; Nematoda; Chromadorea; Rhabditida; Onchocercidae. The record is from RefSeq and is a predicted model, not a curated record. The coding region runs from base 1 to 648 and encodes 215 amino acids. Gene Ontology annotation, biological process: proteolysis. Gene Ontology annotation, molecular function: serine-type endopeptidase activity.